AUGGGUGUCAAUUCGUCGUCCCGGCACGAUGCGAGCCUGCUGUCGGAAGAGGACGUGAACUUCGACCAUUUUCAAAUACUGCGCAACAUUGGCAAGGGCAGCUUCGGCAAGGUCUGCAUCGUGCAAAAGAAGGACAGCGGUAACCUGUUCGCAAUGAAGUACGUCAGCCGCAGCAUGUGCAUCGGGAGGGGUGCACUGGGCGGUGUGCUUAAGGAGGUGGAGCUGCUCGCUUCGCUCGAGCAUCCGUUUCUGGUCAAUCUCUGGUUUUCCUUCCAAGACGAGGAGGAUCUGUUUAUGGUGUGCGAUCUGCUGGCCGGCGGUGAUCUGCGUUACCAUCUGCAGCAUCAGGUGGAGUUUUCCGAGACGAGUGUCGCGUUGCUGGUGUGCGAGCUUGGGUCGGCCCUGGACUAUUUGCAGAAGAAACGGGUCCUGCACAGGGACAUCAAACCGGACAACAUUCUGCUGGACGAGGAAGGACACGCUCACCUUACGGACUUUAACAUCGCCACUCGCCUGCCACCGGACGGACUUGCCUGCAGCAUGUCCGGUACCAAGCCGUACAUGGCCCCGGAAGUUUUCAUGUGUGCCUUAGAAGAAGUCGCCGGGUAUAGCUAUCCCGUCGACUGGUGGAGCCUCGGUGUGGUGGCGUACGAGAUGCGUUGCGGUGCGCGGCCAUUCAUAGUGCACUCGUCGACACCGCUGAGCGAGGUGAAGAACGUUCUCAGCACACCACCACACUACCCACCGUGCUGGAGUGACCACUUCGUCGAUCUACUGACCAAGAUGCUGAACGUGCACCCGGGCGCCAGGAUCAGCACGCUGAAGGAGCUGCGGCUGACGAAGCUGCUGCGGGGCACGGAUAUCGACCGGGUGCUCGGCAAGCGCACCAACCCACCGUUCAAGCCUUCGAAGGACCACCUCAACUGCGAUCCGACGCUGGAGCUGGAGGAGAUGAUCGUGGAGACGAAGCCCCUGCACAAGAAGAAGAAGCGCCUGGCAAAGCAGCGCUCGGUGCACCGGGAGCUCCAGCAGGGCGGCGACGGCCAGCUCUGCCACAGCCAGCUGGACACCCAGCUGCUGAAGGAGUUCCUGGUCUACAACCGUUACAAGGAGCUACGGCGCAAGGCGAUGGAGGCGAAGGAGUCCGAGUGGCAGCGGGAGCUCGACCAGGCGAUGGCCAACUCGCACGUCUCGCCGACGCCGCCGACAAUGACGACGCCGGCCGUGUCACUGGCGCCGAUCAGUGAACAGCCGGCCACCUCGGCCGACUGCACCUGUGGGCUGCCCCGUACUGCCCCGAUGACCGUUCCCGUGGCCCCCGGCCAACACGCUUCCGACAGCAUCGAUUACAUUGACCGGACACCUUCCCCGAGGAGUAGCGUCUAG
Messenger RNA from Anopheles bellator, 1386 nucleotides. RefSeq names its product serine/threonine-protein kinase 32A. Gene Ontology annotation, biological process: protein phosphorylation; regulation of signal transduction; G protein-coupled receptor signaling pathway. The record is from RefSeq and is a predicted model, not a curated record. Gene Ontology annotation, molecular function: ATP binding; G protein-coupled receptor kinase activity; G protein-coupled receptor binding. NCBI's taxonomy places the organism in Eukaryota, Metazoa, Arthropoda, Insecta, Diptera, Culicidae. The coding region runs from base 1 to 1386 and encodes 461 amino acids. The transcript has 9 exons.